AUAGUGAGCGUGCCGUUCAUGAACGAUAAUUAUUCGUACGUCGUCGUGGAUUCGGAAACGCGAGAGGCGUGCGCGAUCGAUCCCGCGGAUCCCGAGGCGACGCUGGAGUGCGCGAAGAAAAUCGGCGCGCGGUUGACGACGGUGUUGACGACGCAUAAGCAUCACGAUCACGCGGGAGGGAACGGGAGGUUGGUGGCGAUGAUGGCGGAGGAGGAGAACGGUGCGGUCGCGAUGAAGGUGUACGGACACGCGCGAGAUGGGUGUCACGGGGUGAACGCGCGCGUGGAGCACGGGGACGUCGUGCGAGUCGGGCGCGGGACGCGGUUUUUGGUGACGCACGUGCCGUGUCACACGCGCGGGCACGUGGUUUAUGGAUUAUUAGGGCAGGAAUACGAAGACGAUGGCGAGACGGCGCCGUCGCUGGCGGACGUCAAGGCGAUGUUCACGGGAGACGCCAUCAUCAACGGCGGCGUCGGGGCGUUCUUCCACGGCGACGCCAAGGAUUGUUACGAAAAUCUUCACGAGCGUCUGGCCGACGUCUCGGACGAUUGCUUGGUGUUCAGCGGGCACGAGUACAUGGAGACCAACUUACGGUUCGCUAAAGCGAUCGACGUCGCGGAUGAAAUCACGGCAAAUUGCUUUUUCGCCAUUCUGUUGCACCGGCAUAAGCGCGCGAGCACGAUGCCGUCGUCGUUUCGCGUCGAGCGUCGACUCAAUCCGUUCUUCAGG
Messenger RNA from Ostreococcus lucimarinus CCE9901, 729 nucleotides. RefSeq lists its product with no specific name. The transcript has a single exon. The record is from RefSeq and is a predicted model, not a curated record. The annotation marks the transcript as partial. Gene Ontology annotation, molecular function: hydroxyacylglutathione hydrolase activity. Lineage: Eukaryota; Viridiplantae; Chlorophyta; Mamiellophyceae; Mamiellales; Bathycoccaceae.